Rotaria sp. Silwood2 is the source of this 408-nucleotide messenger RNA. The record is from the annotation of a GenBank genome assembly. Lineage: Eukaryota; Metazoa; Rotifera; Eurotatoria; Philodinida; Philodinidae.
AUGAGUACAGGUGUACCUCAACCAACAGGUUCUAAUGGACAAACAGUAGUAACACCAAGUGAACGACAAGCAUUAAUACAAAAAUUAGCUUCAAAAUGGCCCUUACAAUUAUCAACACGAAUUGAAGAGCAAGCAUUUGAGAAAUCACGUGGCAUUAAGCCUAAUUAUUUAAAAUUUGUGCAAGCUUAUUUUCAACAAAUUCAAACAACAGCAACAGCAACAGCAACAGCAACAACAACAUCAACAGCAACAGCAACAACAACAGCAGCAACAACAUCAACAGCAACAGCAACAACAACAGCAACAGCAGCAACAGCAGCAACAACAGCAACUGCAAAUGAAUCACAAUAUAAGAUUUCCAAACCCACAAACGAAUCUUCUUCAACAACAAUCUAUAUCUGUUAUUAA